CUUUGAAGGUCGAGUAUGGGUUACUUUUGAAUUUUUCCUCUGCCUUAUGGGAUGCAAUGGCACUUAGGAAGUACUUGAGUUCAGUAAUUUUUUUGUUGGCUAUCUAUUUCGAGGCAUGUUCAUCACUUGGGAAUAACAGCAUCUUAAUAAAUAAUAUUUGCAUUGAGUACCGUAAAAAUGUGUCGAUAUACGUUAAGAAUAUAAUAUACAAUAUGUCAACCAAAACAGCACCCGUUUCAUUUUGUGGUUGGUGUAGUGAAACUGUGUAUAAACUAAAGAAAGUCAUAGAAGAGCAAGAGGCUUAUAGUGCGAAUGGCGAGGCAUGUGCUGAUCUCUUGGCGAAUACAGAAAGGGGUACAAUAGAUUCUAUCGACUUCAUUUUCGAUAAAUGGAAUCGUUCCUUCUGCUCCCAUUGUCUUGAAGAAGUUUAUUCCGAUCAAAGCAUUAGUAUAUCAGCGGAUUCUUUCAAUAACAUAGAACAGCCUAGACGCCUUCUACAUACGGAUUCUCUAUACAACUUGCAAGUCUACAGUAAAAACGUGCGUACAUUCUUCGAAAAGCUUGAUGAUGCUUUAAGUUGUUUCAUGCAGUUCAUCAAUAAUCCCAACAUAUCUAUUCUCAAUGUAUUAAAUUUCCCCUCGCCUAGCACCUUAAAUAUCAGUUCGACGGUUUGUCAAAAUUGUUCAGCAGCGUAUUAUAGCCUCCUAGAUUACUACACUAAUAAUCUCCUAAGAUAUAACUCUCUAGAAGGAGGGAAUCAAAAUUUCCUUGUAAAAGAACGCUCUGGUCAUCGUUUCGCCGUAUGUUUGGACGUACAAAAUGCCAUAAAUCGCACACAAUGGGCUUGGUACAACUUAUUUCGAUGCCGAACGGAGGAAGUUAGUCAUAUUGGCUUCUUCUUACCAUUGAUAGUUUGUGUCACAUUCCUCGUAGUUUUCCAUUGUCUUGCCCAAUCAGUAUGUCGUUAUCCCGCUCAUCUGCUGGUAUACAGGCCAAGACGUGUUGAACCUACUGUUAGAUGUCAACGAAUUCUUAGCACAGCCUCGAUUUCGCGUGGGCAAAUGUCAUUAGUCCGGUCUUAUGGGACCAUUGGAUCUGUGGAAGAUAACACAAUAGAUUCUAACCUAAUUGCAAAGACAUACUCACAGUCUGACUCACUAUUUGACAAUCGCACAGUGGUAAUCCGAACAUAA
This is a messenger RNA of Schistosoma haematobium, 1193 nucleotides long. RefSeq lists its product as uncharacterized. The coding region runs from base 57 to 1193 and encodes 378 amino acids. The record is from RefSeq and is a predicted model, not a curated record. Gene Ontology annotation, cellular component: cytosol. NCBI's taxonomy places the organism in Eukaryota, Metazoa, Platyhelminthes, Trematoda, Strigeidida, Schistosomatidae. The transcript has 2 exons.